Centruroides sculpturatus (bark scorpion) is the source of this 1752-nucleotide messenger RNA. RefSeq lists its product as uncharacterized. Lineage: Eukaryota; Metazoa; Arthropoda; Arachnida; Scorpiones; Buthidae. Bases 1 to 1752 code for a protein of 583 amino acids. The transcript has 3 exons. The record is from RefSeq and is a predicted model, not a curated record.
AUGCCGUCCCAAUGUCGGCCUUCCAAUGUGUCUGUGGUUGAGGCAGAUAACACGAACGUAGUGGUUCAGCCACUUGAGGAUGUGAUAUUAGAGGAAGCGAAUCAACACUUCCUAAAAAUCCUGGAUCUGCUUCCAGCAAAAUGCAGCACAAAUCUAAAAUCCGAUGAAAGGAAGGAGGUCAAAGAUAGGAUCUCACGAAUCUACUCCUGUCUUAAUCAAUUUCACGGUAUUCUCCGAGAGCUUAGAUCCAACUGUCACACUCCACUGUCUCAGCCAUUGGCUCCUGAUGCAGCUCCGGCUCCCGUUUCCUAUGCAGGAGUCACUAGGCUAAACUCUAAACCCAGUUUUACCACUCAGAGAAGGCCUAUGAUCGCUGUUGGCGAUACGGGAUACUUUGUGAUCUGGACCAAUUCGGAUUNAUGUUGCGCAUCUGGAAAAAUUUCACUGCCAUCGCUAAAUCCACCACCGGAACCUUUAAAAACACUUUUAGCCGGAACCACAUCUCAAUCGAAAUUGUUUUUGCGAAAAAUUCGUAAAUUCAAUUCAUGCUUCCAAAUGACAUCAUUUGGAGCAACAAAAAUUGUUCAUAAUGAAGAUGGUCGUAAUUUUGAAUCUACAUUCAAGAUUCAAGGUCAGGUGUACCACCAAAUUGGUUCAUUGCUUCCAAUGCCUGAUGCCGAUCCAAAAUUUCUACAAAUUUAUUUUAUGGGCGAUGAGGAGCAACAAUCACAUACACGCUGCCUUUACAACCAUAUAGAGAGGAUGGAAGAACGAGAAAUUGUGGAUAUUUUGCAAACGUUUUUGCAAAACCAUAACCAAUUGAUACGAUUGUUUAAGACUCUUUCUAACAGACUGCAAAACGACAACUACGUCAUUGUCAUUAAAGCAGACAAAGUGCCCUAUGGAGAGCACGCAGGCACAUAUAAUGUUCCAACUAUUAAUGAAGUUGCAGUCGUUAUGGCUGGUGACCCAUGUGAACGUCGAGAUAUUCGCAUACAACGCAGAGAUAAUACGAUGCAAAUAAUUCAAGACAAUCAUCGUUCUUACGAUGCUUUGCAGUAUCCGUUGAUAUUUUGGGAAGGAGAAGAUGGAUAUCAUAUCAAUAUUAAACAAAGAAAUCCAACUACAGGUGAAGAACUGAACAAGAAAGUUAGUGCUAUGAACUACUAUGCAUAUCGACUAAUGAUUCGUGCCAAUGAAGAUAAUGGUAUUCUCCGAUGCAGACAGCUAUUCCAUCAGUACAUUGUCGAUAUGUAUGUAAAAAUCGAAAGCAAGAGAUUACGAUACAUAAAACUUAAUCAAGCAAAACUUCGUGCUGAGGAGUACAUUCAUUUACGUGACGCCGUAAUCGGCAACGUAGAUGCAAGGAAUGACAUCAACAAUAUUGGUACCGCAUAUAUUCUCCCAUCAUCAUACACUGGUAGCCCGCGUCAUAUGCAGGAAUAUAUUCAAGAUGCCAUGACUUACGUACGUGCAUACGGCCGACCUGAUCUUUUUAUCACAUUUACGUGUAAUCCAAACUGGGAUGAAAUCAAAAGUUUACUGUUGCCAGGUCAAACAUCGAUGCACCGUCAUGAUGUCACUGCACGUGUCUUUAAACAAAAAUUAAAAUCUUUGAUGAAUUUGAUUACACAUUACUCGGUAUUUGGUGAAACGCGUUGUUGGCUUUACUCUGUUGAAUGGCAAAAACGAGGUUUACCUCAUGCGCAUNUAACCGACCGAUUUCCGAAUAAUCAUCUGUUUUCCGUAUGA